Halteromyces radiatus is the source of this 1228-nucleotide messenger RNA. RefSeq lists its product as uncharacterized. The record is from RefSeq and is a predicted model, not a curated record. Gene Ontology annotation, molecular function: protein binding. The transcript has 10 exons. Lineage: Eukaryota; Fungi; Mucoromycota; Mucoromycetes; Mucorales; Cunninghamellaceae. The coding region runs from base 36 to 1199 and encodes 387 amino acids.
GUCUUUCUUUCUUUCUCUCUUGUCUUUUUUCAAAUAUGACAAAUACGCCAAAUAAUUCAAUAUGGGAAGAUCUUUUGACUUGGCAAAAGGACAUUAGUAAACAGGAUACACUUUUGGAGAAACGAAAACCCAUUCACAAUCAAGCACUACCAAGUAUUCGAACACCUGUAGAGUUUAUAGUUGAUCAGAAAAAGCCUACUGGAUUGAAAGCAAUUAAAGGAAUCACUGGUAACAAGAAAACCAACGCCUCAACAAUGAUGCAAAAAGCUCAGGCAGCAAAGGAAAUGGGAAAUACCCACUUCCAGAAACAAAGAUAUCAACAAGCCAUACAGUGUUACAGUGACGCGAUUGAUCUUGAUCCAACCAGUGCCGUUUAUUUUGUUAAUCGAGCUAUGGCACAUUUGAAAUUAAACAAUUUUUUACAGGCAGAACAUGAUUGUACCAAAUGUUUAGCUUUACAACCAAAUCAUGUCAAGGCUCUUUGGAGGCGUGGGAUUGCUUUGCGUUCUUUGGGUAGAUCAAAAGAAGCCAGAAAAGAUUUUGAACAAGCUCUUCAAUUGGAACCAGGAAACAAACUGAUCAUUGACGAACUGAACAAGUUACCACAACCAUCAAAGAAAAAAGAGGAUCAACCUCCAGCAAAGCAACCUCGACGACAACUUGAAGUGAAGGUAUUGGAUGAAGCAUAUACACCAAGAGUGGAUGUUGAAAAGAAAAAGGAAUCAACAACACCAACAUCACCAGCACCACCACCACCACCAUCGACAUCCAAACCGGCCUCACCAAAGGUAGCCUCACCUAUGGGACUUUCACCAUUGAAAUUAACCUGUCCUCGAACGAACUAUGAAUUUGAACGUGAUUGGAAAGCUUGUAAACGACGAGGGGAUGAUAUUAUCUAUCAAUAUUUGCAGUGUAUACCACCUUCUUCCUAUGCAACGUUGUUCAAGUCAUCAUUGGAACCUGAUCAAUUUGAAAAGAUGAUUGAUAUUAUAGAUCAAUAUUAUAUAAAAAAUAAAACUGACAAGGAAAUACUAGAUGUAAUACAGGGUUUAGGUCAAGUACCAAGAUUAGAUAUGUUAGUCAUGUUCCUUGGAAAACAACACAAAAAAGCAUUACAACAUAUCUUUACCAAGUUGACAGCUGAAGUACCUAGAGCUACUUUAAUUCCUUUAGCCAAUAAAUUCUCUAUUGAUUUAUGAUAAUAAAUGAAUGUUAUAUUUUCUUUUAA